AUGACCAAGAUCCGCCGACGAUUCCUGCUCUGGAAGGAUGAGGACGUCAUCCCAAGACAUCUCCAAUCGAAGUCGCACAUUACCAAGGUCAUGUUCCUCUGUGCUGUGGCGCGACCGCGAAACGGCUGGGACGGUCGGCUCGGCUGCUGGGAGAUCGUUGAGCGCGCGGCAGCUGUGCGAUCAAGUCACAACAGACCUGCCGGAACAGAGGUGGUGAAGAGUGUGGUCGUCACGAAAGACGUUUACCGUCGUAUCCUCGUCGACAAAGUUGUCCCCGCGAUCAAGUCCAAGUGGAAGUGGCCUGUUGGCGUUGACGGUGGGGCCAUUGUACUGCAGCAAGACAACGCGCGGCCUCACAUCGCCCCGGACGAUGCCGAGUUUGUCACGGCCAGCGAAGACGGUGGUUGGACGAUCCGCAUCGAAAACCAGCCAGCUCAAUCGCCGGAUAUGAACGUCCUGGAUUUGGGUUUCUUUAACUCUAUUCAAUCCCUGCAGCAGACGCUGGAAUGCCGCAGCAUGGAAGAACUCAUUGCUUCCGUGAAGUGCUCUUUUCUUAUGCUGUCCCCCUCGAAGCUGGAGAAGACGUUUAUGACCCUCAGGCGAAUCAUGCUUGUCGUCAUCGAGGCCAACGGUUGCAAUCGCUACAAGAUACCCAGAAGUGCAUUGACACCAGAGGACGAAAUGGCUUUAUCAUUGAUGAAUUUGCGACUCGAGGAAGAGGAUAGAUUAGAAGAGGUAGCAAACCUGUUGACCACAUUGAACAUUGAUGAGCAGUAA
Molecule: messenger RNA, 777 nt
Organism: Aphanomyces invadans
Lineage: Eukaryota; Oomycota; Saprolegniomycetes; Saprolegniales; Verrucalvaceae
Exons: 1
Coding region: 1-777 (258 amino acids)
Molecular function (GO): nucleic acid binding
Source: RefSeq, a predicted model, not a curated record